Molecule: messenger RNA, 923 nt
Organism: Chelonia mydas (Green sea turtle)
Lineage: Eukaryota; Metazoa; Chordata; Testudines; Cheloniidae
Gene: MANBAL
Product: mannosidase beta like
Exons: 4
Coding region: 340-621 (93 amino acids)
Cellular component (GO): membrane
Source: RefSeq, a predicted model, not a curated record
AGCGGUUAAACGCCAACAAGGCUCGCGGCGGGGGGCGGGGGAAGGGUCACAUGCGGCGCGGCGGGGUGUGGGAGGUCCCUAGCAACGCCGGCCCGGAGCUGGUUGCUACGGGAGGGGAGGGAGGAAGCGCUUCCUGCGGCGCUGGGAGGAAUCACUUCCCGGGCGGCGAGGCCUGGCCGCUGGCGCGGGAGACAGGAGAAGUCUCAUCAGGUUAAUGGGAAUCGUCCCGCCCACCCCGUGCAUGGCUCACAAUUGAAAACAUGCUCCAAAUGAAUCCCCUUGCUUCGUUUCUUCUUUAUAAUCUGCCUGGGACCAGAAACUGACUUCUUGAGAGUGUUCAUGAAGGAGGAAGGAGCUUCUGCCAUGGCUGCCGAGCUGGAUUUCUCUCCCCCUGAAGUCCCAGAGCCCACAUUCAUGGAGAACAUGCUGCGCUAUGGACUCUUUUUUGGAGCCAUUUUCCAGCUGAUCUGUGUCCUGGCCAUAAUCCUCCCAAUUUCAAAGUCCCAUAAGACAGACUCUGACAAUUUUGAGUCUAAAAGUUCAGAGGUGGUGAAGAAGCCGAAGGUGGCUGCUCCGCAGCUGAGCAAGAAACCCAAGAAGGAAACCAAGAAGAAGAGAUAAAAGGAGCAUUGUAAAGGAGCAUUAAAGACAAGUGGACUGCACACAGCCAGAUGGUUAAUUUAACUGUCCUAGUCAGCAUGGAUCAUCUCACCUCCGAUGGGGAGGGAAAGCUUACAUUUGCAUCUCCUCCAUGCGGGCUGGGAUGUGAAGUGAAGGCAUGGAAUGGGGGGCAUGUGUUGUGCCACUGAGGAUACCUUUUUCUACGUCAUUCUUUUAAAGGCCGAUGGAUCAAGGACAUCACACCACCCGGUUUUGUAUUCACUUGUAUUGUUGUUACAUGUAAAAUACAUCACUGCAUUUUA